Molecule: messenger RNA, 2197 nt
Organism: Erythranthe guttata (spotted monkey flower)
Lineage: Eukaryota; Viridiplantae; Streptophyta; Magnoliopsida; Lamiales; Phrymaceae
Product: rhodanese-like domain protein
Source: RefSeq, a predicted model, not a curated record
UGAGGCUGCAAAAUGACAAUUACCUAUUUGCCCCUCUAAAUCCCCAAUCAAUAUCAGGGUUUUACCGGCUCCCACUCACAUGAAGCUUUCCGUUGUCAAUGGCGGACCAUGAAAUCAAUCUGCAAAUAGAAAAUGGAAAAGAAAGCGAUUACGGCGUGUUAUUGUACUACAAGUACGCAGCAAUUCCCGACCUUCAGAACCUCUUCGAUUUCUACCAUUCAAAUUGCACUUCCCUCUCCCUCCUCGGCCGCGUCCGCCUCUCCUCCACCGGAGUCAACGUCACCGUUGGCGGGAGAUUGAGGGCGUUGGAGAAACACAUUGAAGCAGUGAAAUCAAAUCCUUUGUUCGAAGGGACUGAUUUCAAGCUCGCUUCCUGCCUUGAGCCUGUGGAUAAUCAAGUCGCAAAAGAAUGUGGAUUCACUUCUCUCUCUAUCCGGAUUGUCAAGGAAUUGGUGACUUUAGGUUCUCAUCCCUUGUUGAAGUCCCCGGAGAUUUCAAAUGCUGGAAGGCAUCUCUCUGCAACUGAAUUUCAUUCCGUUCUUCAAAGUGCUGGGAAUGGUCAAGAAAAAAGUUCUGGUUCUGACAAAAAAAUGAUACUUUUAGAUGCAAGAAACUUGUAUGAGACAAGAAUCGGGAAGUUUGAUACUCCAGAUGUCAAAACUUUGGAUCCAGAAAUCAGACAGUAUAGUGACUUGCCGUUGUGGAUAGACAACAACUCUGAGCAAUUGAGAGGAAACAAUAUCCUUAUGUACUGUACUGGAGGAAUCAGAUGUGAGAUGGCGUCAGCUUAUAUCAGAUCUAAAGGUGCUGGUUUUGAAAAUGUUUUUCAGUUGUAUGGUGGAAUCCAAAGAUAUAUGGAACAAUUUCCCGAUGGUGGAUUUUUCAAAGGAAAGAAUUUUGUUUUUGACCAUAGGGUUUCAGUUGGGAGCUUCGAUACUAAUAUCUUGGGAACUUGCCUUCUCUGCGGUGCUUCAUUUGAUGAUUAUACUUCACGCUGCCGCUGUACUCACUGUAGGAUGCUUGUGUUGAUCUGUGAUAGUUGUCGGGAAAAGAAUUCUUCUUAUGUUUGUGAACUGUGCCAGAAAAGUGGCAAGCCAGUCGAGUCAGUUUCCUCCAUAGAUUAUAUGUCCGAAGAAGUACUGGAACCAGUAUCUAAUGAUCAUAGUUUUUACGUGGAUCAAGCCGCAGAAUCACCAUCUUCUUCAUGGACUAAAGGACAACAUACAGAUGUAGUAACUAAACCAAUCAGAAAGCUUCGAAUUUUAUGCUUGCAUGGCUUCCGGCAGAACGCGUCGAGUUUCAAAGGAAGAACAUCAUCAUUCGCCAAGAAACUCAAGAACAUGGCCGAGUUUGUGUUUAUCGAUGCACCGCACGAAUUACCAUUUAUUUACCAAAACCACACUUCCGAAACUCCCUUUCCAAACCGUUGCAAUAGAAAGUUUGCAUGGCUUGUUUCUUCAGACUACGAUGAUCGAAAGCAUGAUGCUGAUUGGUCGAUGGCUAAAGCCCCGUUCGACUCCCUCCAGUACCAGCAGCAAACCGAGGGAUUUGACAAGUCCAUCGAUUAUUUAAAGACUAUUUUUUCUCAACAAGGGCCCUUUGAUGGUAUAUUGGGAUUCUCACAAGGAGCUGCAAUGGCUGCUUUAGUUGGUGCAAAAAUGGAGAAGCUUAAAGGCGAGAUUGAUUUCCGAUUCGUGAUUUUGUGCUCCGGUUUUGCUGUUAAUAAUAUAGCAGACUAUGGCGAGGGUUCGAUUAACUGUCCAUCACUUCAUAUUUUCGGAAAUAAAGAAGGUAAAGAUAGACAGAUAAAUUGCGAAGCAAGUAAAAACGUUGCGUCAUUGUUUGAGAAGGGGUGUUCGGUUACUGUCGAACAUGACCUUGGUCAUAUAAUUCCGACGAGAUCUCCGUACAUAGACGAGAUCAAAGAUUUUCUUCGAAGAUUCAUGUAGUUGAAUUAUUGACUUUGCAGAAUUCGGGCUUAGUAGUUAAUUACCACCGAAAGCUGUAUUUUAGUUACGGUUUGUUGAUGACUGUAUUUUUCUUUUUCUUUUUUCUCUUUGGAGGGGUAAGAGUUCAUCAGAAAUCUCUUUUUCCAUUAUUGUGAGAUGUAUGAGUUGCUGUAAUGAGCAGUGGAUUUAUUGGCUUAUUUACGAAUUCUCUUUUUAGUUGUUUUUGGAGCUAACUGCGCUUGGAAUUA